Molecule: messenger RNA, 3751 nt
Organism: Danaus plexippus (monarch butterfly)
Lineage: Eukaryota; Metazoa; Arthropoda; Insecta; Lepidoptera; Nymphalidae
Product: transmembrane protein 245
Exons: 13
Coding region: 125-2749 (874 amino acids)
Source: RefSeq, a predicted model, not a curated record
CCAAUUGUCAAAUGCCAAAACCAAAACAUUUGGUAAAUUAACGAAAAUAAGCAUGAUCUCAUUAAAAAACGUUUGUAACUUUUGAUGGAAUGUAGUGUUUCCUAUUAAUUUCAAUUAUAAAACAAUGCAGCAAUCACCGUUUGAAAAUAUUUUUAAUAUUAUUGGUGGCCUAUCAGAGGGUAAUGAGAAACCUAUGAAACAUGGUUUCUACAAUGCUUUCGCCCUUUUCAUCCUAACGAUUUGUUGCACAGCAGUUUAUGUGCUAUUUUUAAUUUUGGAACCUUUUUUUAAACCAUUGUUUUGGGCUCUAUUAGUGGGUUCUUUAUUACAUCCAUUUAAAUACAAAUUAUCAAAAAAAAUUAAGACAUGGUUCGAAGAACUGGAGAAAUCGAAUUCAUCUGUGAUAUAUGGUUUAAUGGUGAUACCGGUGGAUGUUAUAAAUUAUGCUUCCGAUACUGUUGGUUAUCAAUUCAGAGAUCAUUAUAAGACUGUCAUAGGACUACUGUCAGCAAUAUUUAUUCUACCAUGGUUAUACAACGGAAUACCACACAGUUUCAGCUGCAUAUUCUGGCAAUUGGUCAGCUUCAUAAGCUUCUCGACGACACUACUCAUCAAGUUGUGCAGUUCGUAUAUAACAAUGACUUUUGCUUUGGCAUAUAUGAUCAGCAUAUAUUUCCUGUGGAGUCCAUCUAGAUCGGGACUAUUCAAAGUUACCUCUCAUAUUCUCUGGCUCAUCAUUGCUAGUUUCUUGGCAAACUUGGCCGGCUCUUUCAAAGUUUAUGUGUUUGUACUGUUACAAGCUAUUGGUAUAACUGGCUUUGUACUAGAAGUCCUUCACAUACAUAAGCAUUUGUCACAAAAAGAUCCUGAAGCAUCAUUGUUUACUGCAUUGCAACAUGCUUUAAGCAACAGACCACUAGAAAAUACUGUUCUUGAAAAGAUUGAUGAGAACCCUGAAGAAUCUAGCCCUGAGGACGUGAGUGACAAAGAAAAAACGCCUGAUAUAUCGCCAGUGACCCCAGAGGUUGCGAAAAGGGGGAGCUGGUCAGAAAAUGAUCAAUUAAGAAGCUCCAGACAGGCCAAAAUGCUAUUUAAGACAAGAACCCUCUCAGCACUUCCAUUACAAAAUGUUAAAACGAAAUCUGCCUUCGAAUCUCGACUUCUAGCCUCAUUCAAACAGAGGUCCUUGGAUGAGAAUUAUAUACGAAAUAAUUUCAAUGAUGACGAGACCGCGCUAUACUUCAAACUUCUAUUUUUUGGUUGCUUUUGUAUGUUGAUAUGGAAAUACAUAUGGUUACUGCCAGUCAUGCUGUUCUUCCUAGCCAUCCACAUCAUAAAGAUAUCGCUCAACUUCUUUGGGGUUUGGUUAUUUUUUGAGAAUCAAUGCAACAACUUAACAGCUAAAAUUGGUGGAUGGUGGAAUGACAGAAAAUCUGCUGUCAUCCCGGCACAGAUACGAGGCAUCGGGAAGAUGUUGUCUCUGUGCAAUAAGAGUGUUAUCGAAAUGGCAUACGAGUCAAUCGAUACAGUGUCCACAUGUAUUGUUAUUACUGGUCUUAUACUGUUUGUCGCUGUUGCUACAAUAUUCAUUUGUAUACAGAUAUACUCUGAAGCGAUAGUGGUGGUUCAAUUAAGCGGCAGCCUAUUGAACAGUACAUUUGUACAGAACAGUGCGCUCCACGCUUAUUUGCCAGAGGGCUGGGAAGAGAAAUUAGACUCUCUUAUAGAUAACGCAUACACAUAUGGUAGAGAAGGAAUAUCUACCGGGGUGAAGAGCAUCCUAAAAGAGGGUGAUCCAGAGAAGAUAGCUCGUGUGGAACAACAGGUCCUGGAAAUAUGGGAUCGCGUGUAUCAGAGCUGGGUGUCAGGAAUGUUCGCUCAGAGUGGACCCCAGGUGGAUGGGUCCGCGGUACAAGAGUCCUGGGAUAACUUUGUGCUAGAAGCUGGAACCUCUGGAGGUGUGUUGGACUACACGGGUCUUGUGUCGUGGGUCAAAGCCAAUGUGGGCACGUUGAGCGCGAUCCUGUCCGGAGUUUGGGCGCCCCUGGCCAGCAACGUCUCACUGUUGGCUGGUUCCCUUGGCGCCUUCACAUCCCUACUGCUCUGUGGCGGGGGCGCUAUAAUCAAUAUGUUUAUUAAUAUGGUGGUGUUCUUCACGACUCUGUUCUAUCUGCUGGCAUCCAGCAACGCUCUCUACAAGCCGGUUGAGGUGAUAACACGUGUUCAACCGAACUUCGGCCCCAGGCUGGGAAUAGCGCUCUCUGUGGCCAUUAAUCAGGUAUUCCGCGCCUCGUUCAAGAUGGCGUUGUUUUACGGUCUCUGGACGUGGCUAGUUCACAACUUGUUCGGAGCUAAAGUUGUUUACUUGCCUUCAGUUCUAGCAGCAGUGUUAGGCGCAGCUCCAUUCUUAGGGCCAUACUUGGCUGGUAUCCCCGCAGCAUUGGAUGUCUGGCUCCAAGGUCGACCGAUGGCAGCCCUCUUGUUACCAAUCGUACAAGCAGCGCCUAUAGCCUUUUUGGAUGCCGCAGUUUACGCGGAAAUUAAAGACGGUGGUCACCCUUACGUGACGGGUCUUGCGAUAGCUGGCGGUAUAUUCUACCUAGGGCCGGAGGGCGCCAUACUUGGGCCGUUGUUGUUAUGCUGUCUGAUGGUAGUGUUCAAUCUGUCCUCGACCUUCCUCAGGGACACUCCCUCGGAAGAAAGAGCCGCCUUACAUUCGCGUGUCAGGUCGUUAUUGGAAUGUUUUUAAUGUGAGGUGUGUAUUGUUUAAAAUAUUUUGUGUUUUCACUCUAGUCCUCAUUAGCACAGCACUGUAAUUUGAAAAACAGUAAGUUGAUAGCAAAUAGUUAUCCACCAAUGCACAUGUGCAUGAAAUGCAUGAUAUUCCCGUAACAGACGUUUGUCCUUUAACCCUUGAUAUGUGGCUUAAAAAUAAUAAAAAAUUAAAGUAUAAAAUUACCAAGAAUAUUAAUAAAAACCGAAUGAAUGCUGCAUGAAGAUUUGAAUGUGAUUACAUGUCGAAAAUGACUCGCAUGAACCUGCGACCACCGUAGCUCGACCGUAACUAUCGCUUCAGCCAUCUGCUCCCUAAUACAUUGUUUUUGUAUGCAACUAUAACCGCAUGAUUAAUUUCAAAUCUAUAUAAUUAUUUUAUAAUCUGUGCAUAUCUUUACAGACUGGGUGCUUAUCUGUGAGCAUGGGCUAACACUAAUAUGGAGAGCGUCUUUUUUGUAAGGAGUCUUAGGCUUUCCAUCGGUCUGUAUGACGUCAUGCUGUAAUGAUAGGCUGUGCGAUUUCUUAUAUACACAUAUAAAACCUUAUUUUAUUAAUUUAUAGCUCUUUUGGCUUUAACAUGCUAAAUAUUAAUACAUUGACAUUUAAAUUGUCUACUUACAAGUAUUUCACUUAAUUACUAUUCGCUUUAUACCAACUGUGACGUAAGCAAUAUAAUGAUAUCAUCGUUUUACUUCGUAUUGAAAUGAUAAUUAGCUUUUGAGAUUUCAUUCAAUUGAUGUACUUUAUACAGCAUGUAGGUCCGCUAUUGCCCAAGAAGAAAUAUAACAGCUUUUGCAUAAUAAAAUGUUAGAAAUCCAAACGUGAUCUACUUUGAAGCUCAAUGUUACCAGAUCUAAUUAGUCUUAGGGAGUAAUGAAUGCUGGCAAUACUAUUAAUGCAUGAAGAAUAUACGCUUUAUGAGCCAAAUAUAAUUAUUUGUUAACAUCAAUAUGUUACAAACAAUAUGUGCCUCAAA